AUGCCCGGAAACCGCGAGGUUGCAGUUGGCGGCGGCGCUGACCGGCUCAGUGACCUCCCCGACGGCAUCCUCGAGCACGUCCUCUCCUUCCUCCCGGCCGCGGACGCAGUGCGCACGUCCGUGCUCUCCAGGCGGUUUCGGACCGCCUGGGCCCACGCCCCGCCCUCAACCUCUCCGACGGCCUCCUCAAGGGCCGGUUCCUCGGCUUCGCGCGUGAGGUGCUCGCGCGAAACACGUGCGACCCUCGGCGUGUUUCUGUCAUCUUGCUGUCCCCAGCUGAGGAAGCUGCGCCUUAGCAAGGUCAGUGGGGGCCUGGCUGCAGAUGGUGGGCUUACCCUGUGGCCGCUCGUGCUCCACUUGGACCUGCUGGAGGAGCUCGCGGUCGAUCGAGUCGAGACCUUUACCAAGCUGCAGGUGGCGUCCUCCAAUCUCCGCACCCUGGGUGUUCUCUCCUGCUUCGAGUCUUUCUUACAGUGGGCCAUGGACACCGUGGUUGAGAUCUCGGCGCCGAGACUUGAGGAUUUCAGCUGGUCCGGCACACUCCCGAAGCACCUCAGCUUCCUGAACCUGAAUGGCAGUCAUUGCAUCCGGCGCCUGCGUCUGUGUGGUCUCCGUUUCUACUUGCCCGGGAAACAGAUCCGGUCUGCCAGCGCUGUGCGGUUACUGGAGAUGUGCUCUAGGGCCGACCAUCUCAUUCUUCGCAUUGACAUCCCAGACUCCACGUCUCCGCCCAUGUUAAACAGAGAGGAGUUGAAGCAUGUACCACACCUUCCUAAUAUCAGAGUACUCUCCCUGGAGAUGUUUUCGCUUUUGCAGCUUACCGGAUGUCCCAUUGCGCCAGUUAUCUCAUCCUUCCUCAGGCGAUGCCCCAACCUAACACAACUUCACAUUGACCUGUUGAAGCUGAACAUUUUCUCAAGGUUGAAUGCAGAGUGUUUUAUGGUUUCAUUUGAUUUGACCAAUGAAACUUGUGUCCCCCUCGGAUGUCAGGGUAACGAUGAAACUGAAAUGAAAAAGGCAUGGCAAAGCACUGACCGCGGCAUGUGGAAAAGGAAAACAUGGAGAGAUCAACAGCAGCUAAGCUCGCUUGGAGAGAUAAGGCUCGGUGGGUUCAUGGGAACAGACCGCGAGAUGGAGGUUGCUGGUCUUCUUUUCGGGGUUGGGGCUUCACAACCAGCACUUGAGGUGUGGAUGGCAAUUUUGCGUGCGGAGUAUUGUGGUAUGCCAUUGGUGCGAAGAUGA
Messenger RNA from Miscanthus lutarioriparius, 1242 nucleotides. The record is from the annotation of a GenBank genome assembly. NCBI's taxonomy places the organism in Eukaryota, Viridiplantae, Streptophyta, Magnoliopsida, Poales, Poaceae.